Molecule: messenger RNA, 420 nt
Organism: Eurytemora carolleeae
Lineage: Eukaryota; Metazoa; Arthropoda; Copepoda; Calanoida; Temoridae
Exons: 4
Source: RefSeq, a predicted model, not a curated record
AAGUUUAAAAUAAUGAUGGAGAAAGCAGGAACAAAUGAUCUUGUUGAACAGGAGAACAGGAGGGAUGAGAGAAAACAGGAUGAUGAGAGCAGGACCCUGGAUCCUGGUCUUAUUGAGAAACUAAAAAGCGAGCUAAGUGUACCACUUCAAAAAACAAGAUCAAAGGCUACUGCAGAAGAUGGGGUAUCUAAGUUGGCACUAGAACAAUUGAUUCAGGCUGGGUCUGCGAGAGUAGGUUAUGAAAGAUCUGUAACUCAUUCAACUGUUUGGACAAGGUUUUAUAAGAUUCUCCUCGACGAGGUUGAGAUACCAUUUGUAUCCUGUAUCCAGUGUGGGAAAAUCUACACCCAUGACCGUUCCCUGGGGACAAGCAGCUUACUCAGGUACAAAAAUGAAAUUCUGUGCGCUUGGCGCCUCUAC